CCGCAGGAGUUUGCAGUGCUGACCAAAGAGCUGAACCUCUGCCGGGAGCAGCUGCUGGAGCGCGAGGAGGAGAUCGCCGAGCUGAAGGCCGAGCGCAACAACACACGACUGCUCCUGGAACACCUGGAAUGCCUGGUGUCCCGUCACGAGCGCAGCCUCCGGAUGACGGUGGUGAAGAGGCAGGCCCAGUCUCCUGCCGGCGUCUCCAGCGAGGUGGAGGUCCUCAAAGCUCUGAAGUCCCUGUUCGAGCACCACAAAGCUCUGGACGAGAAGGUGCGGGAAAGGCUCCGAGUGGCUCUGGAGCGAGUGUCGGUCCUGGAGGAAGAGCUGCAGUCGUCCUCACAAGAGGUUGUGACUUUGAAGGAACAAGUCAAACGUCGGCAGCAAGGACUGGAAUCUGGAAAAGAGCGGCUUCCCAACGGCCCGUCUUCCAUCCUGGACGACGGCGAGGUGGACCGACAGAGGGAGGGCGAGAUCGAGCGGCAGAGGUCAGAGCUGGGGCAGCUGAAGGAGAGGCUGGCCCUCAUGUGCCGACAGGUGGGGGAGAUCGAGGAGCAGCUCACGUCUGCCAGGAGGGAGCUGGCCCGAUCCGAGGAGGCCAACCAGAAACUCCAGCGGGAUUUAAAAGAAGCGCUCUGUCAGAGGGAGGACAUGGAGGAGAGGAUCACCACACUAGAGCGCAGGUACCUGAGCGCCCAGAGGGAGGCGACGUCUCUCCACGAUAUCAAAGAUAAACUGGAAAACGAGCUGGCCAGCAAGGAGUCCCUCCACAGACAGAGUGAAGAGAAAAACCGGCAGCUUCAGGAGCGUCUGGAUGACGCCAAGCAGAAGCUGCAGCAAACGCUGCAGAGAGCCGAGACGCUGCCUGAGAUCGAAGCGCAGCUCGCUCAGAGAGUGGCGGCUCUCAACAAGGCGGAGGAGCGUCAUGGUAACUUUGAGGAGCGGCUGCGACAGAUGGAGGCGCAACUGGAGGAGAAGAACCAGGAGCUCCAGAGAGCGAGACAGAGGGAGAGGAUGAAUGAUGAACACAACAAGCGCCUCUCCGACACCGUGGACAAACUUCUGUCAGAGUCCAACGAGCGGCUGCAGCUUCAUCUGAAGGAGAGGAUGGCCGCUCUGGAGGAGAAGAACGCCCUCUCUGAGGAGCUGUCCAACAUGAAGAAGCUCCAGGACGAUCUGUUGGCCAACAAGGACCAACUCAUAGCGGAGCUGGAGCGUCUCCAGCUGGAGUUGGAUCAGCUGAGAGCGAGGCCCGGGGGCUCCUAUUCGAGCCGCUCUCUGCCGGGCAGUGCCCUGGAGUUGAGGUACUCACACGGAUGCGGGUCGCUGCCAGCCGGCUCCACCACUCACCUGGACCCCUUUGGGAACACCUCCGCCAUGGCUGUGGGGCGGCGGAGAGACCGGGCUCGCUGGAGCUCGGCCCGCGAGGACUCGAGCAAGUAUUCCGACUGGGAGAGCGGCGCUCUGUCGGGAACCGGCUAUGAGCCGGGUUUGGACAUGGGCUGCUCCGAUGACGAGGAUGACGCCGAGCGUCAUUUUGGCUCGGAGCUGCUGUCACCCAGUGGACAGACGGAUGUGCAGACGCUGGCCAUCAUGCUGCAGGAACAGCUGGAGGCCAUCAAUAAGGAGAUCAAGCUGAUCCAGGAAGAGAAGGAGAACACGGAGUUACGCGCCGAGGAGAUCGAGAGCCGGGUUAGCGUGGCGUUGGACAGCCCGCCCGUUCCUCCCUCCUCCCUGGGGAGAGACGGCGCAGGACGGGGUUUCAUCCCUUCAUCCAUCACAUCCUCCACCCUGGCCUCUCCUUCUCCGCCCAGCUCGGGAACGUCCACCCCGCGGCUGCCUCACUCCCCGGCGCGUGAGAACGACAGACAGAACAGCAAAGACGACGAUCGAGCCCUCGCUCUCAUCGACUCCACGCCUCCUUCCACUCCCAUCCUGUCCAGUCGGGGUCUUCGGCUGGACCGGAUGGCGCUCACCCAUCCUGGAGCCAUGCUCGACGACCCCCGUGAGUUUCGCAGCCUUUCUGCAGACGGCAGCAGCUCCAACAGCAGCCAAGAUUCUCUGCACAAGUCCAGUAAGAAGAAAAGCAUCAAGUCUUCCAUUCGUGGGUUUUUCGGAAAGAAGGAGAAAGGACGGCUGGGCCAACCCGGGCGCGAUGGAUCUGCUUCUGCAGCUUCGACACCCUCUGAAGACAUGUCCUCCGGAGAUGCCAUGGGGAUAAACAAGACCGGCACUCUUGGUCCGGCAGACAAAGACCGCCGCAGCAAAAAGAAGCACGAACUGCUGGAAGAAGCUUGUCGUCAAGGGCUUCCUUUCGCGUCUUGGGACGGGCCGACUGUUGUGUCUUGGUUAGAACUGUGGGUGGGAAUGCCCGCCUGGUACGUCGCGGCCUGUCACGCCAACGUGAAAAGCGGCGCAAUCAUGGCCAACCUGUCGGACACGGAGAUCCAGCGGGAGAUCGGCAUCAGUAACCCGCUGCACCGCCUCAAGCUGCGGCUGGCCAUCCAGGAGAUGGUGUCCCUCACCAGCCCGUCGGCCCCGGCCAGCACUCGCUCUUCCACCAGUAACGUGUGGAUGACCCACGCAGAGAUGGAGUCUCUGAAUGCCGCCACCAAGCCCCCGGAGCUGAAAGAAUUCAGCUGGGAUCAGAUACUGGCCUAUGGUGAUAUGAAUCACGAGUGGGUGGGCAACGAAUGGCUGCCCAGUCUGGGCCUGCCGCAGUAUCGCAGCUAUUUCAUGGAGUCCCUGGUGGAUGCCCGAAUGCUGGACCACCUGACCAAGAAGGAGUUGCGAGGACAGCUGAAGAUGGUGGACAGUUUCCACAGGGUCAGCAUGCACUACGGCAUCAUGUGCCUGAAGCGCCUGAACUAUGAUCGCAAGGAGCUGGAAAGGAGGAGAGAAGAGAGCGUCCACCAGAACAAAGAUGUGAUGGUCUGGUCCAAUGAGCGUGUGAUGUGCUGGGUGCAGAGCAUCGGGCUGAAGGAGUACGCCGACAACCUCCGGGAGAGCGGCGUGCACGGCGCUCUGCUGGCUUUGGACGACACGUUUGACUACACAGAUCUUGCGCUGCUACUGCAGAUUCCCAAUCAGAACACACAGGCCAGACAGCUCCUGGAGCAAGAGUACAACUCCCUCAUCUCCAUGGGAACGGAGAGACGACCCGAUGAGGACGGAGCAAAGACGUUCACACGCUCGCCCUCCUGGAGGAAGAUGUUUCGGGAGAAGGACCUCCGCGGCGUGACCUCUGACUCCUCCGAGACCCUGCCUGCUAACUUCCGUGCCUCAGCCAUCUCCACUCCAUCUGUGACCCUAAGAAAAGUUCAGAGUGAAGCCAGCUCUGGUGCCCGGGGUGAAUCCGCCUCAGUGAGGACGUACUCCUGUUGAGGGGCUGAGGGGGCUGACCGGACCGGGAGGAAACGGACCUUCUCGCUCAUCCGUGGAGAAAGAAGCAAUUAAUAUAACCAUUUUAACUUCAAAAUAAACGUACGUCUCCGACCAUUUUGCAAUAACAGAAGCUAAGGAAGAAAUGGGAAAGUGACAUGAAGAAUGUAUUCUCACAGUGGAAGGGUCGAGAGCUGUUUUCUCUCCGUCUUCUCUCCUUUACGGCCGCUGUGGGCUGAAUCGGUUAAGGUCGCUGCAGGAUUCCUGUCAGUCAGGAAGAGCAGGACUUAUUUUAUUACCCUCAGUAGACGUCUCUUACUAGCAUCUUUCAUUUUUAAGGAUUGAAAGACAAGAGCACCGCUAGAGGGAGUGUGAAAUUAAGUCUUUGUCAGUCGGCUUUGGUUGUCCUGUCACCAUGAAAGAAAUGGAUUCAGAACACAUCCUCUCAUAGACUGUAUAUGAGAACUGGACUGAGCAAGUGUGACAUCACAGACGGCCAAUACCAGAUGUCAGAAAGCAGUGAUUGGUCUGAGUUGCCGUUUCUAUGGCAACCACUCUCAUCAAUCAGGAGUGAGCUUGUUGGAAGGUUGGACAUGGGGGUUGACAUGCUUUCACCGAGCCAUCUGAUUGGUCCGUCUAUAACCUGAGUCACAUCUGUUCAUUUCUCUCUAGAAGUCAGUAGGAUUUUGAGAGGCCAAUAGAAAAUUUAGCAACUUAAGGCGGUUACGUAAGCGGAUUUUUCCUAAACUUUAUGAAAUCCUUUCAAAAAUUAUAUUAAAUUUUUUUUUUCAGAACUAUCAGCUUUUUAAAUGUGAAUAAGCUGUAACUGUCUAGCAGUUUAGUGUGAAGAUGAGCUUCAAACGGGACAGAGAACGUUUAUCUUUUUAUUUCUUUCAAGUCAAUAUUAAGUACAUCUGUUUACCUCAGGAGAAAAAGCAGACGAAAUGCAGUUUUCUCUCGGUGAAUCAGCUGAUCAGAGCAGAGAAAAUGCAGUUUUUUUCUUUGUGAAUCAGCUGAUCGCUGAUAAAAUGUUGCUUUUUCCCCUGUGAAUCAGCUGAUUAGAGCCGACGGAAUGGCGUUUUUUUCUCUGUGAAUCAUCUCAUUGCCAACAAAGUGUCGUUUUUGCUCUGUGAAUCAGCUGAUCACACAACCAGUUAGGGUUAAUCAAAGAGAAAAAAGGUUGAAACCUUAAAACGGGGUUCCGGUUUAGGACUUCCUGUUUUGCAGCUGACUUCGGCAGGGGGAGGGGCUUCUGGCUUUUUAUUUUCGAGCGCCAUAUUUAUUUUUUCUCUUGAGGAUUUUGGCGUCUUGGAGCCGCCAGGUACUUCCUGUUUGGAACACCGGGGGGGGCAGAGCCAGUCCUGUUCUCAUAUACAGUCCGUGGACCCUCCUCAGGCGUAUCCGUUAGCACCCGAGUGAUCUUUUUUUGGAUUACGGAGAUGAAAGCUUCAGGGAGGGAUGGGACGAGGCGGCCCGCAGAGACACUAACUAGGUGGCAGGAAACCCUUCAGUCACUGGAAACUAACUCGUCUUAAAAAGGUUAACCCUUUGGUCUGAAACGAGAACCUAAUGUUUUUCAGAAGUACUUAACUCACGAACGGACGGCACUUUAUUACAGAUCUUAGAAACGCUUGUGUGAAUAAAUCCACGCUUUUCUCAUGAAGAGGAUUUGGGUAAAGGCAGAGCUGAUGGAGAGACCAAACAGCAGUUUACAAGGAGGAAAACAAUCCAAAAAGUAAAAUGGGAAAGACAAAAGCCGGACAUUUUAUUGAACACACAAGCCAUAACAGGAAUGAAAAGCUUUCUGAGGAGAUGGAGAAGGAGCAGCAGGAGGAGGAGGAGGAGGAGGAGGAGGAGGAGGCCCGAGGAAGCCCAGGAAACAAAACCUUUAGCCUUUGUGUUUACGAUGCAUGUCAAAUAACGACUAUGACCUAAAACUUUUCUUUUUUUGGUAGUGAAGAUGAGGUGUUGUUUUAAAAAAACAAAACAAAAAAGAAAAAUUAUAUAACUGUAUGAUAAACUUACAAGGGGGGGAAGCCUGGGGAUCAAUUUGUAAAAUGUGUGUAUUUUUUUCAGUUGUAUUUUUUAUUUUUUACGAUAACUAUUUAUUUUCUUCAGGUAUGUAUUGGAUAAAUGUACGUACGUGUUCUUGACUUCAUUUCAAAAGGUAAUCAUGAAGCAUUGAUUCAGAUAUCGCUCCCGUAUGUGUACAUUUUUGAGAACAAAUUGUGCAACGAUUUAAACAGAUUUCCAUGACUCAAGUGAUCGUGAGUUGAAAAUAUCAUCUGGAGAAAAAAAAAAAAAUAAAGAAUACUUAUGGUGAUGUACAAUGAAGAAAAAAACAAUGAUAAUAAAGGGAUCCAGGUGCUGAUAA
Molecule: messenger RNA, 5755 nt
Organism: Oryzias melastigma (Indian medaka)
Lineage: Eukaryota; Metazoa; Chordata; Actinopteri; Beloniformes; Adrianichthyidae
Gene: ppfia3
Product: PTPRF interacting protein alpha 3
Biological process (GO): synapse organization
Cellular component (GO): presynaptic active zone
Molecular function (GO): protein binding
Source: RefSeq, a predicted model, not a curated record